Messenger RNA from Hyalella azteca, 8342 nucleotides. RefSeq names its product serine/arginine repetitive matrix protein 2. The transcript has 11 exons. NCBI's taxonomy places the organism in Eukaryota, Metazoa, Arthropoda, Malacostraca, Amphipoda, Hyalellidae. The record is from RefSeq and is a predicted model, not a curated record. The coding region runs from base 125 to 7063 and encodes 2312 amino acids.
UAAAAUUUCAUGUCAGCAAGUUACACCACAGGAUGUAAUCAUGAUCUCAAUCUGCUUCAUUUCAUGAUCUAGAAUUUUUAUUCAAUGGAGCUGCUCAAGUUGUGUGUGGCUAGUUUUGUUAGGUAUGGGUUUUGAAGACAUCAGAGAACUUGGGAUGCCUCUUCUCAGCACCUUGUCUGAUUGCUCUGAUGAUGAGAUGGAGCAUCCCAAAUCAACUUUCUCUGGAAAUGUCAUCAGGCCAGAUGAGUUUUCUGACAACUCAGAUUCAUCUGAUGAUUCAGAAGAAGAUGAAAGUGAUGAAGAAACUCAAGAAGAAGGUGAUGAAAUUAAUAGUGGAGCAGAAGGAUCUGAUUUGGAGAUAAGAGGCAAGAAGAACACUAAACGAGUGAUCAGCAGUUCGGAUGAUGACCAUGGAUCAGUCACCAGUGACGAUACACAAUCAGAUGAUGCUUCAUCUUCAAGCAAAGACCCUUGUGCCAUCUGCCUUGGGAUGUCAAUGGGACUUAUUGGAUCUCCUGAAAACUGCAACCAUGCAUUUUGCCUUGACUGCAUCCUUGAAUGGGCAAAGAACAACAAUUCUUGUCCUCAAGAUAGAAUUAGCUUUGUCAAAAUUCUAGUACGAAGAAGACUGGGUGGCCCAGUAAUAAGAACUGAAGAGGUAGCAGAGGCUGAGCCAAGUGAUAUACCACCUGAAGACGAGGAUUUUACCCGCUGUGAGGUGUGCCAGCGUGGUGAUCGUGAGGCUGAGCUGUUGCUGUGUGAUGGCUGUGAUCUCGGCUACCACAUGUCAUGUCUCCAGCCUUCUCUACGAGCUGUGCCUGUACACGAGUGGUUCUGCCCCACAUGUUCCCCUGCUAGCAACAAUAGUGACGAGGGUGAAACUGCAGCAGAUGUUCGUUCUCAGCAACCUAGGGCUGGAGGCAGACUGAUCCCGAGGACGCGGGCGUCUGAAGUGGUGAGAGCUCGCAUCACGCGGUCACGGAUCACACGGUCCCAACACACAACAAGCCGACGCACAGCCCACAAUUCUUUUAUUUUAAAUGACAUUGAGGAAUCAAAUGAAGAAAGUGACUUCAACCCAACCACCGAGUCUGAUGAAACUGACGAUGAAAUGGACGAGUUGCUUGCAGCAGAGGAUGAUGUACCAAUCACCUCUGAAACACAGGUCAAAACUUCGACCAAGAGGGUCACGACUACCACUACAAAAGUUGUCAAGAAGAAACGCAAGGUGGGGAGAAAACGCUCGUCACGAAAAGCACCUGCAGGCGCCAGGAGAAGAAAGAAGGGAACUUCCAGGAGACGACGCAAGUAUCGGACCAAAAGGCGCACCGCUGGCAAGAAAUUUAAACGCCGCACCAGCAAGAAAAUGAUCCCCAAAGAGACACCCAAGUCUCGCCUGGCAUCAGUCCUUGGCCUGAAAGCUCCAUGCAAGAGUUACCAGCUCGGCUUACCCAGUCUACGUAACGUCCAUGACAAGACCGUCGCCAGCGCCGGCAGUACCUCUGCUUCUGCUCUUUUGGCCGUGGCUCCUCUCACGCUACUAGGAUCCAGUUCUUAUCUCGACUAUUCGGGACUUGAGGACCCAAGCCCUUGUGACGUCCGCACUUCAGUACCCGGCAAGCGGUCCACCCAAGCCGGUGCUGGAGGUGCCGGCCCGCUCGCAGGAGUGGCCAGCGCGUUGUCGCUAAAGGCACGCAUGUCGCACUCGCCUCUGAUGGCUGCAAGCGUACGACGCUGGCCUUUGAAACCUGCUAAGAAACGCAUUUCUUCUAAAGACAGCAUUGCUGCUUCCAUCAAUAGUGCAAUUCAAACUUCUAUGGCCCGGAAUGAAGAAAAAAGCAGAAAAAAAGAAUUGGUCAGGAGAAAAGUCAUUGAAGUUGAAAAACCGCGAGCAAUUUCGAAGUUUUCCAAGUUAGAUGGAAACUCAAAUUCUAUUGGUCUGCUUGAUGCCAUCAUGCAAAGUCAAGAUAUGCUACAUUCUGGAAAUUUCAUCAUUAGUAAGAAUCGCAGAGAAAUUCUUCCUUCGGGACCCUCGAAAGAUGAGAAGUCUUCAAGCCUCUUGACAAAGAAAAUACCCGAGUCUGUACCAACAAUAAUUGGCAAUACAAGUGCUUCUGGGAAACAGUGUAAAGGCGGCAAUGGUGAGUCUUCUAAUUCCGGCUCAGGUGCUGGCAACGACGGAGGAACUAGUAAAAACAAUGGAAACUCCACAUCAGCUAGUGGAGGGAGUGCCUUUGGGGUAUCUGGGAACUCGAGUUCAGUUGGUGGGGGUGGCUUAGGAGGUGCUGGUGAUGACGACGACGAUGAUGAUGAGAGAAGGAAUCGUAAUUAUCGUGAUAACAACAAAAGAUUCUCCACUUUUCCUUUAAUUGAUGAAGCUGAUAGUCCGUCCAUUAGAAAUGAUCGUAGAAGGCUAACGGACAGCAAAAACGAGAAGAUGAAUAAAAUUGAAGAGAACUCGUGCAGUGACUAUGAGCCUGACGAUGGCGAUCGAGAGUCGUCAGUUGAAAAAGAUAUUGUAGAGAAUGAAUCACAGGCUUAUGCCUCUAGAAGUCCUGGUCAUACGCGUGAUAAUGAAGACGGAAAUGGUAACUGGGAUGAACAAUCGAUUGCCGCUAAAAAUAUAAAAUUUUCUAGUGACGAAAAUCUAGAUGAACAGCCUACUUCUGGUCGCCCUUCCCUAGGUGCUGACAGUGACUACAGAUGUGUAGUAAGCAGUGGAGGUGAGGCCCAGUUUUCGAGAGAAAAUAUUACUAAUAAACGUGGAAUUACAGUAGAAGGGGACAAAAAUGUAACUACUGAAGCAUGUUCCAGUGAGAUGAAUAUGGUUCAUGCCAUCCCAAUGCCCUCACAACCUGAUGGCGGUAGCUUAGCUUCUCUUGGUCAGUUUGACUUAGAAGCUGUCUCUGAUACUGACUCCCCGGAGCUCCACUGCCCUUCUCCCGACACUCCCAGCAGCUUGUCUUUGUCUGACAGUAAUUUAGGGGACAAUGAAGUAACUAGCAGUACUAAUGAAGUUCUGCAACCACGUGAUGACUAUUCCGUCCUCGCUACUCAACAGCUAUUGGCCCCUGGCCCAGUAGUGCAUAAGUUAGGAGGACGCGUGCCUUUAGCGACCUCGACUGCGUCAGUACCUCCUCUGCAACCUCCUCCUCAUCUCAGAAUGCAGCAGCAAAGUACCAACUUGGGAUUAGAAGGGCUAGAAACUGAAGUCAUUUCUGAUAAUGAAGAUCUUAGUUUUGAUGACAAUGAUAUCAUUGAAGAAGGUGAGAUUCCUAACGAAGUUGAACCUCCUCGUUCAAGUCAGUCUUCUCUACCACACAACCGCCCCCGCAUCAGCUUGAGCCUGAGACGCGCUAUUGAAGUUUCGUCGCCUCUGCGAGAGUUUGACGGAGAUUAUGAAGAAGGAGAAAUCGUUGAUGACGCUAUGAAGUCCAAGGAAAAAGAAAAAACUUUGGAUGUUGACAACGAUGUCAGCAAGACGAGCAGUAAUAGUGCCGAUGUCAGUGGACAAAACCAUGAGGAUGGUAAAGAUCUUGAUAUUUCGGACGAUUUUCCAGCUUCUUCCGCCAGCAAAUCCGACGAAAAGAAAAGUGAUGAGAAAGAAAAUGUUAUACCUGAGCGUGAUUUGAAUAAAUUAUCAGAUGCUGCAGGUACUCAAACAAGCUCAAAGGAUAAUUCUGGUGCAAAAGAUGAAAAAGCUAAAGGAAAAGAUAGAGAUGGCAAAAAAUUGAUUAAAGGGAAGGAUGAGGCUGAUGAAAGAGAAGGAAAUCGAGACAAAGAUAUUUCAUUCAAGAAAAUAUCACGUAGCAACAGAGAUAGAAAUUAUCGGGACACCGAUGGAGACAAGAGUAUUCAUAGAAGCAGCAGACGUGUAGACAAGAGUGCAGACAGGGAAAGAAAUGAACGACAUCAUAGUAAAGAGAAGUUAAGAGAGCGAGACAAAAAUCGAGAAAGAGAGAGAAUGUCAGAAGGCAGUCGAGACCGACGAGGAUUGCGACGAACUCCUGAUAGAAGAGCUAGGAGAGAUGGGAGAGAAUCGUCCGGAAGACGAGGCGACGAAAGAACACGUGAGAAAGAUCGGGAGAGGGAGCGAGAAUGGGAUAGAAAGAAAGAGCCUAAAAGAAAAGAAAUGGAACGGUACAAUGUCCGUCGGCUCAUCACACAAAAAGAGGCUGAACGCAAGAAGAAAGACGAAUUUGGACGAGACGUUGCCCUGAGAUCCGAUGGACGCUCGCGAUCUCCAUCGAAGCGAGGCGGAGGCAGCAGGUCCAAGUCUCCUAAGAAAGCCGAGUCACGGGUCCGACGACCUGUCCGUAAAAGAAGACGGAGUUAUUCUUCAAGUUCCUCAUCAUCUAGUUCAUCUUCGAGCAGCUCAUCUUCAUCCAGCUCUUCAUAUAGCUCGAGCUCAAGCUCUUCUUCAGUGUCGCGUUCACGCUCAAGAUCUUCAGAUAAACGACGUCGGAGAAGAAGAAAGUCUUUAUCCAGGUCUAAAUCUCCAGUAAAGCGGAAGGGUGCUAACAAGCAGAGUAUAAAAGCUGGUAAAGUUAUUGCAAAACAAGUAGUGCCAGCUCCGCCUUCUGUAGCUAAGAUCAAAGAUAAGACCAAAGAAAAAUUAUUGAAAAAGAAACCUCAGCCUCCAUCAGUGCAGGAAACUGUUCCUGAGAAGGGAAGGAAGCGUGUCGAUAAAGAGGAAACACGGGAAAAGGAAAGAAAAGUACGUAAUAAGCCUGAAAUUGAAAGCAAGGAUAGACGAAUCGAUGGAGAAAAGAAGAAAAGAAAGAGAGAAAGAAAUGAACAAUUGAGCAAAGAAGUUUAUCAGGCGGGCGGCAGUAUCAUGGUAAGUGUUAACUUUUCUCGUACCUCUGGCAACACAACCAACACCGUCACGGGAACCGCUAACGGAAGUAAACGUAAAAACAGGGACGUUGAUGGAGUGGAAAAGCAGCAGCAGCCGCAAAAUUUCCAGAAUAAUUCCUUGCCAAAUUCAAAAAGGAUAAGACGGGAGGCUUCUUCCAGCAGCAUUGCUGCCCCCCCUCGAGCAAGCACCAACAGGCCAGGUUCUUCCAUUAGCCAACGCAAUGCACGAACUUGCUGGUCGAGGUCACGUUCUAGAUCGCCAACUGGCAAGCAUACUCCUCUUCAAGAUGAGCCCAUGUGGUCACCCAGAAGUCGAGGUCCUGCAACUGGAUUGAUUCCAAUAGUGGCUUUGGAGGACAUCCCUGGAGUGCGUCUUGAUAAUUCCGGUUUGAAAUCACCCGAGAUGGGCGACAUGGACGUAAUCCUGGUGACACCGCCCCCACAGGAGCCUAUCCUCAUCUCAGACUCGGAAGACGAGGGCAUCACUCGCCUGCCUCCAGAUCUUGGUCUCCCAGCCGCAGUUGUCCCCACGCCCACUCGACCUACAGGCCCCAAGACUCCACCUGAACCUGGGGUCAAGUUUACUCUUUCUAGUAAGGCAGCGUUGAAGCCCAUAAGCAACCCACUAGGGGAAGAGGAUGAGGAACGAAGAGGCCCGAACACCCCGCCUGGUCCUCCCCCCGAGAGUGAUGAAAGUGCGGAGCAGGGCAGAGACAAAGAUGAAGGCAGUGGAGUCCCAUGUUCACCUGCUGGGACCCCUCCAAACUCUUCUCCAGAACCCGAUGUUUAUGACCCCUUUGAGCCAACGAAAUCUCCAUCUCCAUCGCACUCAACAGCCCCACAGUCACAGGAGUCGCACUCACCGCAGCAAGAAGCCCGUGUUAGCAGCAGUGACCAGGCAACACCGCAGUCACCAAAACCUUCCCCUCAAUCAGCUCAGGCACAGUGCUCAGUUCAGUCACUAUCGUCUUCUCAGAGUGGUUUACCUACCUCACAACAAAACAAUUCUCCUAUCGAGAUCAUGGAGGUACUUCAAAGCUCUCCUUCCAAGAACGCCAAAGUUUCAAAAGCAACCCAGAACUCAACGCCUCCACCGCCGCUGCCUAUGGAACCUCCUCAGCCUGAAGAACGACCGCCAGAACCAAAAAAGCCACCGCCGCCGUCUGAAGAGGAGGCGUCCAGUACCGUUGUUUCCUUGCCGCCAGCCACUAAAAGUUCUGUUACUGGCGUCCCGGUCGUUGCGCCGCCAGCUCCUUCCGUCAGUACUUCCACUCUUACGACUGCGACUAACACCCAGCCUCUUAACCCUGUACAGACGCUCUUUGCUGGCCUACCAGCAAAUGUUGCCAAUAUUCUUUACCCUGCUGCUCUUGCCGCGGCGGCCAUGCAACAACAUCAACAAUCGCAACAGCAAGCGCAGGCUCAAAUGCAACCUGUACGUCCUUUACAGCUUCCUGACUUGAGCAAACCACCACCAGAUAAACCAAAUCUCAAACAGCCUCCACCUUCCAAAGUUCCUGCUCAAAACGGACAGCCUGGUAGCUUGCUGAGCCUUCCUUUGCCACGCAUGCCAUCAAACUCUCUUUUCGAUUUGGACGCUGCGUCGCCCACUUCUCCUGCUAGCUCAGACGCUAGUGAUAUUUUUGAGCCACCCUCUCCUUCUCACUCCACAUCACCGCGUAAACAUCGAUCAUCUCAGAAGUAUUCUAAGAAAUCAUCAUCAUCUGGUGGCCCUACUGACAAAUUCGACACUCUUUUUGGUGGGAGCGGAGGAAGUAAGAAACAUUCAUCGGGGCAUCAAUCUAGCAAGCACAGAAACGCCGUGAAACUUGCAAAGCUCAAGAGUGCAGUUAAAGGAGUGGACGAAGAUAUUCCCAACUCUGCAGUCGAUCUUCAAGUCAAAGAAAAGUUCCUAAAGAAGUUGCAGCGCCAAGACCGGGUGGUUGAGGAGGUCAAGCUCAGCCUCAAGCCAUUCUAUAACCGCAAGACCAUCGGCAAAGACGACUAUAAGGACAUCAUGAGGAAGUGUGUGCAGAAGGUGUGCAAUAAUCGGUCGGGUGAGAUCAACCCGACGAAGAUCCGCGAGCUUGUUGAGGGUUACAUCAAGAAGGUCAAGUACUACCGUAAGAAAGAGACACACGUCCCUGGCCACCCCAACGCCUUCGCAGUCUCUACGCCGCCUAUUCAUAAUUGGACUCGUUAAACUCUUCCAACGUCACAAGUUUCUGCGGCUGAUCUACUCAUGCUUACUAUUAUGUAUAUUCCUUAACUCGACUAGUUUCAUAAGUAAAUACCAAUCAAUAUUGGUCCUCGGUGCUUAUAAGUUUACCGUCGAUAAACGAUUUCAGAUAACGAUGCCAAGUUGUUUGUGCUUGACAUGAAUUCUUUAAUACUGGACCGAAGAUAAUUAAAUUGCUUUGUGUUUGUGUUUUAGAUAAUUAUCUAAAUCUAAUAUGAAUUCAUAUUUUGCAUCGGAUAAAGCGGUGUCCGCAUUUCGGAAUAACUAAAGUACACGAGAGAAACUUUAAAUGGAAAAUGUUAUUAUAGAAAAUUCAAAUAAAAUCAAUCUCUUCCGUUGGUUUUUGAUGCUAUUGUAGACGGCAAUUGCGUAAUUACAAAAGUAUUAAAGUAUUUAUUCACGUUGAGACUUAUCUUAUGAUGGUUGUAGUGGUAAUUGAUUCUGCCAUGAACUUGCGUACAGUAAUUUUAUCGGUAUCCUCGCUAAACGAACUUCAUUGAACUUCUAAAUUUAGUGCCGUUCAUCAGAAAAUCGAAUUGUAAAGUUAGUUUAAUUUGUUGAUGAAUUGAUACCUUAUUUUCUCCACGAAUUACUUGUGCUGCGAAAAUUAGUGAGAACUUGACCUGAUAUGAAAACCAGGUUACAUUAGUUACAGUUGCUUUACCUACCUUAUUUUUUACAAUUAUAAUUUUCAUUCGUUUUUGCUACCAUUCAAUUUUCUUCUAAUACAGUCGUAUUUCACUUGCAUAAUGGUAGAGUUUGUAUAAGGUUGAUAAGAAAAUGUGUUACUCAGCUAAUUUAUUUCAAGGCAUUCGUUACUGUACGUAAAAUCAUUUUUAUUACUUCGAGCAGAAAAGAAUUCUAACCGAACCUUGCAUGGGUUAACGAAGCAUGUAAAUAUUAUGUAACUUUUAUUUGUAUUGCUAUCAUAGAUAUAGUAUGCAUCAAAUUCUCAUGAACAAUUAAACCAGUAAUUUUCUGAAUGGGUUUGCUGUCUUUGUUAAGGGAUUUUGUUGAUAUCUACAUGUGAAUAUUGUAAUUUAUAUAAAUAUAUAUCAAACGUGUACUUUUUUCAUAUAGCGCAAUUAUCUUGCUGAGAGGAGUAGAGGGUGGGGGCCACUGACAGCUACUCGAACCUUAGGACAAGGAAAAGCUGACCUCUGUUCAAUUCUUUUUAUCUAUGAUUACACUUAUGUUCGUGUCUAGAACUAAUUGAAUUAUGAAAUAAAACCAUUAAAAUUUA